Messenger RNA from Hibiscus syriacus, 1035 nucleotides. RefSeq lists its product as uncharacterized. Bases 1 to 1035 code for a protein of 344 amino acids. Gene Ontology annotation, molecular function: protein binding. The transcript has a single exon. NCBI's taxonomy places the organism in Eukaryota, Viridiplantae, Streptophyta, Magnoliopsida, Malvales, Malvaceae. The record is from RefSeq and is a predicted model, not a curated record.
AUGUUCCUAGUGAUCUGGCAUUGCAUCGCCACCGUUCGGACGUCCCACCGAGUAAGCGAUCAAAUCGAUGCCGUUAAGAGCCUCGCGUCGCUCGCCCUAGACAACAAGUUGUACAAGAAAUACAUCGUUCAAGAGCAGGGUCUGCCUCCAUUGGUAAAGCUUUUGGAAGACGGGGCUUGCCUUUAUGCACAAAUUGCCGCGGCUGAUGCAUUAUGUGUAUUAACCAAUGACCAAAACAUCAUGGAUAAAGUCAUGAUUGUUAUCCUUCGUUUACUCAAGGAUGCGCCAAUUGAGGUUCAAAUUCAGGCAAUCGAGUUAGUGACCGAAAUGGCCGAGCAAUACUCGAUAACCGUAUACGAUUCCGUCGAAUGGAACGUGAUCUUGCCAAUCGUAACGUUACUGUCAGCCGAGACAUCUACCGACGAACUCAAAACCUGUUGCGCCGAGGCCUUGUGGACGCUCGCAGCUAAGAGCAAAACAAAUUGCAUGACGAUAACAAAGACAAGAGCAAUGCUUAGCCUGGCCAAGUUAGUAGAGAAGGAACGAGGUAAAUUACGGUACUAUUGUCUGAUGACUAUAAUGGAAAUAACCGCCGUCGCCGAAACCGACAUCCACUUCCGAUGCACCGUAUUCAAAACCAAUGCCGCUUCCACAAAAGCCGUCGUCGAUCAACUCUUGGGAGUGAUCGAAGAAUCACGUAACCCUAUACAGCAAAUCCCGGCCAUCAGAUCGAUCGGUUCCCUUGCCCGAAUCUUCCCGUCACACGAGACUCGGAUAAUUUCGCUCCUGAUAUCAUUACUACACAACAAGCACCUGACGGUGGCAUCGGAAGCCGAGAUCGCCUUGAAAAAGUUCACAUCUCCGGACAACUACCUCUGUUUCGAUCACUGGAAGUCGGUAAUGAAGUUCAUUAGUUUACCGGCGUUGAUGAGAUUGAUCGGAGGCGGAAAUAGGCUGCAGCGGCAUAGAUGGGAUCUAUUGAUCAUCCUUUACCUUUUUUAUCUGUACCAGCAUUUACGAGGAUCCCGUCAUUAG